This is a messenger RNA of Symbiodinium sp. CCMP2456, 2547 nucleotides long. Lineage: Eukaryota; Dinophyceae; Suessiales; Symbiodiniaceae. The record is from the annotation of a GenBank genome assembly.
AUGGCCGACAUCGAGCUCUUGGGCGUGCGGGACGUUAGCAAGGACUACCUGCUCGAGUUUUUGAACAGUGCAUGGUGGUCAUUCCUCGGUGAUGCGGGUUUCGAGCAGGAGGACAUUCGUCCACAGGACGACCCUCUGAAGGAGUGCAUCUUCGCUGCGAAUUCGGAUGGUCCAGUGACGCUCCGAUUCUGCACUCCCGAAGCUGCAUCUUUAGCUCUUUCCUUGAAUGGUCUCCAGUACUGCGGCCGUGUGCUGCAGUUCCGGAGGCGUCCAGGGGCCCCUCCGGGUCCCAUUCCUUUGCAGGGUUUCAAAGUUCAAGUUGAAGAUCUGCAGAAGAUUCUGGGCUUCCAAAAGGAAGCCUUUGCCAUGCCACAGGGCUGGCAGGAGACGAUUUGGACUGGCGACGGUGUCCUGCAACCGCUGGACAGCUGGGCAGAGACACUACCAAGAAGUCAUUACGAUGUCUUGGGCAUAGACCGACAGGCCUCCAAAGAUGAGAUCCUGAAAGGCUUCCGCAGGCAAAGUGCCGCAGCCACGGACUUAGGCAAGCUCAAACAGGCUCUGAAGACUCUGAUCUCGGAAGACCGGAAGACAAUCUACGACCACACUGCAGAGCAAUUUGUUUGGGACGCCAUUCGUGCAGCAAGGCACGAUCGCUUUCAGCCAGCUUGCUUCGUGGUCCGCAACUAUGAUCGCCUUCGCAAAGGCUUUGUCCGGCGUAUCCAGGUGCUUCCGCGACACAGUUCACAUUUGCGGAGGGAAAAGAAAGCCAUCGUGGCCAGAUGCCGAGGAGCGGACGUCUGCAUCGUGGCAUCCGAACCGCAGACCAGCCACCUGCCCUCGGAAGUUUGGGUCUCAGGCGAAAGCCAGCAAAUCGAAGAGCUUCAAAGGCUCGUGCAUAAGGCCGGAGAAGAGGCCGAUGGUCUUCGGGCCACUGCCAACAGUGCCAUCUUGACUGUACCCAAGCCGCUCUUGGACAAGGUCCCCAAAGAGGGAGCGGAGAGGGACAACUUCGUGGAGUCCAUCAGAAACGCAACCGGGCUAUCUCUGACUAUCGUGGAGGAUCGUCUCAUCUUGGCCGGAGGGUCGGGACCGCAAGCGCUGGCCCAGGCCAUAGCGGCCGUCCAGGAGAAGGUGAUUUGGAGGGCAAGUGUGCAGACCGACCACGGCACGUACCAAGCCUGGGAGUAUGCUAUUUGGGCGGAAAGGCGUGGGAUAUCUGUUGUCCCAACGCGUGAACCCGACCGGGAGGAAGCGUGGCACGUGCUCUCGGAAUUUCAGCAGCAAUUGCAGCUGCCGGCACAAACCGACUUUCCGAACUUGGUCGUGGUGGUCCUUAAAUCCUUGCUCGACCGGGACGUCAGCAAUACCGUCAUCAAGAUUUUGACAUCCAAAGUGAUCGUUUACGAGGUCAAGCAAGCCAAAGAGGUUCGCACAAAAAUCACCUGCUUGAUGAUGCGCCUUUGGACAGGAAAGCGGCUGGUGCAGUCACUCGGCGACUUCAGCUCCGAUCCUCUCCUGAUCACUUUGUGGAAACUUGCCACCAUUCUCGGCGGCAUGCCGUUGCCACAGCUGCUGAUGGCCCCUGUGCCUGGACAAGUCCUUCUAGUGCUUCGCCGGGCUUGGAGCCAAGUUCCGGACAAGAAGGCCUGGCUGCCAUGGAGUACGCUGCUCCCGUUGAUGAGCGACUACAUCCAUCUGCUGCUCCAGCAAGGCGCUCAGGAAGGACAGGUCCAAAUGCAAGCGGAGUGGAAGAGCGACCCGCAUGUCGCCGCUUAUGUUUCAGAAUACAUCGCCUUCCACGAGUUUAAAAUUGCGGAGGAGGGUGUCCGGGCAAUUUCCAAGGCUUGGCGCAGUGUCACUCUCCAGCCUAUGCAGAGUGCACCUCAGGUGGUGCCGCCGCCUCAGCCAGCACCCCCACCUCAACCACCUGAGCCCGUGGCCAAGCCGCCCCCACCGCCAGAGCCAGAGCCUUCGAUGUCGGUCGACGAGCAGGCGGAGAGUGAGCCAGCGCCGGCAAAGCCGAAACCGAAAGCCAGACCCAGACGGAUGGCCGGCACAGACGGUAAGGACAAUAGUAACAACCAAAAGCGAAGUGGUACCGAGCAGCAUGAGGAUGCCCCCGCUUCGAAGAAGCCGGCAACCAGUCCUACUGUAACUCUGAAGCCUGCCGCUACAUCUCCUGUGACUUUGAAGCCGGCUUCUGUUGUUGCUCCCCCAGCUCCGAAGAACCCGGCGAGCAGCUCUACACCAGCUGCCAGUCCCACGAGCUCUGGUGGCCCACAGGAUUUCGAAGAGUGGCUCAAUGGUUUCGACGAGGGCAAAGGCAAGUUCAAAAGCCUCUACCUCAAAAAUCUCAAGGAGCAGUUCUUCGAAAUGUCGCAGCUCAAGGACUGCCUCGAAGGCCUCUGCAACUUCCAGGAUCCCACCAAGAAGGUCAGCGUAAGUGAUGUGGACGGUGAGUUCUGGAACUCCCUCGAGAUCAAGACCAUGGGCCACAAAAUUGUGUGGCUGAAGCAGCUGGAGAAGCUUUCAAAGUCGUCUUGA